AUGGAAAGAGAGUUUGACUUCAUAAUCUACGGUGCCUCGGGAUAUGCUGCAAGAUACAUCAUAGAAGCCUUCAAGGCCGAAAACGUUAGGUUGGCCUUGGCAUCAAGAAACAUAAGCAAAAUAAAGGAUAAGGCAUUUCCUGUUUACGAAUGCAAGAUAGAUAAUAUUGAUGAAAUUGCAUCCAUGACAAAGGUUCUAAUAAACUGUGUUGGACCUUAUUCCAUCCAUGGAGAAUGCAUUGUCAAGUCAUGUAUAAGAAAUGGAACACAUUACAUGGACAUAUCUGGAGAGGUAUAUUUCUUUGAACUUAUCAUCAACAAAUACCAUGACGAAGCCGUGAGGAAGGGUGUAUACAUCAUCAACUGCUGCGGCUUUGAAUCUGUCCCUUCAGACAUUGGAGUUAUGUAUCUCCGAGAUAUGUUUGAGUACUAUGUAGAGAUAGAGAGUGUUCUCAAGGUCAGUAAUGUUGUUGUGAACUUGACCACUUGGGAAUCUCUUCUUGCAUCGGUUGCAAAUUUCAGAGAGAUGAACGCCCUCAGAGAGAAGAGAUACGGUCAGGGAAAGAAAAGGCGAUCUCUCCGGGUUGUAAAGAAAAAUUCCUACCAGGUGAUCUUUCGGGGAAUAGACUAUUCUGUUGUGAGAAGAAGCCAGGAGCUAAUGGAGUCUAUAGGGAUCAAUGGGGCGAAGUACUCUGCAUAUCUAGAUGUCGGGGGGCGGAUUGAGAUGAUAAAAUAUCGAAUCCUUGCUUGGGUAAUAUGGCUUUUCUCUGGAUUUUCAUUUGGAAGAUGGAUUAUCACGAGUCUAGCCAAGAUGUUUGCUUUCCGAACCAUUAAAAGGAGGCCUUCCUUCGAAGAGAUCAGAAAUGCAGACUUUACAAUUGAAAUAAGAGCCAGAGGGGAAAAGGGGAAUGAGAUAGUUGGGAAAUUGCUCACAAUAACCGGCCCAGACCCUGCAUAUAUAGUGACUUCGGUAUGCUUGACUCAGACGGCAGUUACAUUUUUGAGAAGCCUUAAUCAGAAAGAAAGAGGGACAGGCGUAACUCUUUUCCGGGGAGGGGUUAUAACACCGGCCUGUGUGUUGUACAAUACAGACAUCAUCCCGAGACUAUCAUCAAAGGGAAUAAAGUUUGAGCUUAAGGAAAGUAGCUGA
This is a messenger RNA of Encephalitozoon intestinalis ATCC 50506, 1149 nucleotides long. RefSeq lists its product as uncharacterized. Gene Ontology annotation, biological process: glycolipid biosynthetic process. The record is from RefSeq and is a predicted model, not a curated record. NCBI's taxonomy places the organism in Eukaryota, Fungi, Microsporidia, Unikaryonidae. The transcript has a single exon. Bases 1 to 1149 code for a protein of 382 amino acids. Gene Ontology annotation, cellular component: lipid droplet; plasma membrane; mitochondrion.